Molecule: messenger RNA, 1361 nt
Organism: Ylistrum balloti
Lineage: Eukaryota; Metazoa; Mollusca; Bivalvia; Pectinida; Pectinidae
Product: protein ATP6V1FNB-like
Exons: 1
Coding region: 1-576 (191 amino acids)
Source: RefSeq, a predicted model, not a curated record
AUGGCCCGAAAUUAUCCUGCGAGUACGCAGAAACAAAAGUUUUUGGAAGAAUCAUACAACAAGGAGCGUGAUACAAGGCUUGUGUGGUUCUUUUCAAAUUCAGCGAAAGGUAAUCCACUGUCACAGUCCAAACAGUCAGAGGCUAUGAAAAGAAAUAUCCAAAACGCACCGAAACCGGCGGCGGAUUUAUUUAACAAAUUACCAGCGGACAAAACACCUAAACGGUUUAACAAGAAAAAGUCAGAUUUUCAAAAUGUUCCAUUUAAAGAAAGAAAUACUGGCGAACUACUGAGUGUUGCGAUGCAUCCAGUUACACCACAUGUUAGAAGUAAGCUGUACGACGGAUUCACUAAAGAGGGAAGAGGUCGAUACCAAUAUCUUUGUGACAGAUACAAGGAAAGUCCAGAGGACAAAUUCCAGUUCCCUCUACUUAGUUCCUGGGAAUACGGAUGGCGGUUGGGAGAUGUUGUGAAGAAAAGUGAGAUUAAGAAACCUCCGUUUGGACGUACAAGAAUAGUUGCAGACACCUUUUAUACAAGGACUGGUAUUCCUACUAGCCCCGCUGUUGAUGUGUAAAGGUAACAGUUAAUUCAAGAAUGAUUAAUUUACUGAACUGAGUUAAUUAUUAAGUCUUCUGCAAAAGUAUUAUUUAUGGAGAAAAAAAAAACUAAAGCAUUUUGUGAUAUCACCCGUGGACACUGUGUCGCUGUUCGUCUCGUCCGUAACCGUGUUCGUGAAUAUGUACUGUUGGUAGUGUUGAGAAGAAAGUAUCUGAACAUUCUACAUGGAGACAUUGGAACGUGUAUAUAUACCUGUACCAUUGUUGGAUCGUAUUUGUGAUAAAAGUUUGUUUAAUUGUUUGUUGUAAUUCUAUUCGAGUGAAAAUAUGUGUGACUUACUACAUUUUAUAGCAAUCAAUUAUUGGAAUUUUCGACGUUUGUCCAAUUUUAUAUUUAAGAAGGACACGUCAACCACAACGUGAAAACUAAUUUCAUUUGCUCAAAGUAGCAUUCUCUAGUAUAUGUUGUUUGUAUGUAUUUUAAUGUGAUAAUGCAAUAUGAAAACGUGUACAUAUCCAUAUUGUGUGAAAAGUUUAACUUGAAUUAUAUAUACAAUUGUACAUAUCAUAAUCGAUAAGAGAAAACUCAUCCAUUUCUCUUUUCAACCCUUAAUCAGUGCCGUCCGUCCAAAACUGGCAGAUUUUGUCUAUUAUCCAAUGUUGCAAAUACCUGUACAUAUAUCAUACUAUUAUGUUCUAUUUGUACAUAAGAAUCACUGGCGUGUAUACCUUAGCGGGCUUAAGUAUAAUUAAAUGUAGGUUUUAUACAUGUAUAUUACUAGCUUUACACCACUUGAAGAAA